Molecule: messenger RNA, 1795 nt
Organism: Ahaetulla prasina
Lineage: Eukaryota; Metazoa; Chordata; Lepidosauria; Squamata; Colubridae
Gene: MALL
Product: mal, T cell differentiation protein like
Exons: 4
Coding region: 62-541 (159 amino acids)
Biological process (GO): myelination
Cellular component (GO): membrane
Molecular function (GO): structural constituent of myelin sheath
Source: RefSeq, a predicted model, not a curated record
UCUGCUGCAGAAGUAAUUGUGGAUAGCAGAUCGUAACAACAGCUACACAGAGACAAUAGAAAUGGAUUCCAAAACUUCAGGACCGACGCGUGGCUGCCCAGCACUUGAAGAUACGCCUUCGGGAUUAGCCAUUUUUAAAACGAUACCAUAUGCCUUAAUCUUGCCAGAGCUGAUCUUUGGCUGCUGGGUUUGGAUCCUUGUAGCAGCUACCACGGUGUAUUUCCCUUUGCUGCAAGGAUGGGUCAUGUACGUCUCGGUCAGCUCCUUUGUCAUCUCCUUUCUGCUUCUCCUGAGUUACUUGUUUGGCUUCCAUAAAAACUUUGAAUCCUGGAGAAUUCUGGACAGUCUUUACCAUGGAGCCACAGGCAUUUUUUACCUGAGCGCUGCUGUGUUGCAGGCAAAUGCAACAAUUCAUUCAGAGACGGAAGUGCCAGCAGACUUUAUCCCUCGCUAUUAUCAGCUCAAUGUUGCAGCCACGUUGUUUGCCUUCAUCACUACACUGCUGUAUAUUUUGCAUGCCUUCAGCAACUACUACCACUGAAAUGACAUGAGCUGGAGUCUGUAUACUCGAACAAAUAGUUAACGUUUAAGAAGAUAAUUCAGUUGCAACGGAAUUCACCUGGCACAAUCUCAUUUUAGGUGAAGCAAACAUGUUUGUUAAAACCUGUAUGAUAGCAUAUUGCUGAGUUCUGUAUGUAAAACUACUCAAUUUACUGUAAUCUGAUCCUUGAUUUCUCAUGCCUGCAAAUUAUCCCAAAUAAUUAUUUUCCCCCCUUAUAUCAAACCUUCCAUAAAUAAUGUACAUAAAAUAGGGGGGAUUUUUGAGCUUUCUGUCUUCAGUGAAUUAUCUUCACAUUUCCUCUUCUGUGAAGGAAUCCUUGUUGGUUUGCUAUAGUAUCUUGCACAUGGCAGUAGAUUCUGAGUUCAUAUUCUGUGGUGGCCAGUUCCCGAUUCACACAAACCCUAAAUGAAAUAGUGUAUAGCAAUGUUUCUCAACAUUGGCAGCUUGGAGAUAUGUGGACUUCAACUGGCUGAGGAUUUCUGGAAGUUGAAGUCCACAUAAUCUUCAAGUUGCCAAGAACGCUGGUGUAUAGUAUAUAUUAUAAUGCUACACAAUUCAGUGUAUGCCUUUAUGUCAUCCAAUCUCUUGUAGUUGCAAGUCACAGGAAAGGUUGUGUAGUGGUUGGCAACUUUGGGUCUGUUUUCUAAUUGAUAAAGCUUCCAGAGAAUUUCAGAUUCCUCUACAACACUGCUUGAAAAUUAUUUCCCAUUUGGAUGCAACAAAUCAUUUAUUAAGGCUAUGGCAAAUAAUCUGUUGCCUCCAAAUGGCCUGGGGAAUAAUUAUCAAGAUGUCUGGGAAGAGAAAUUCACACACAUUAUGGUAGCUGUGAUAUAUAUGAUUUUUAUUUCAUUAACUUUAUGUGUGAUUUCUAUCUUAAGUAAGCAUGUAGCUAAAGUGGCAACAUCAUACAAAAUACCAUCUGUUUACUUAUUGGGGUGCACAUUCACACAAAAAAAGCAAGAUUCCUCCUGUGAACUGAAGCAGACUCAUCUUGUCCUGAUGUUAACUAAAUCUGAAAAUGCUGUGCAAACAGUAUCCCUUUUGGUAAUGUUAAUAUAUGUAAAAGUAUUCCGCUCUUUGUUAUUACAAUUUAUAGAACGUUUGUUUUGAUGUAGAAACAUGAAGUAACUUAUUGGUAAACUUGCGUUUUUUUAGUUCUGUUUUAUACUGAUGUUUCAGUUAACUUAUCUUUUGCCAAUGAAUAUAACUGACUUUCCUCCUUUGCCCAAAUCA